Molecule: messenger RNA, 504 nt
Organism: Microthlaspi erraticum
Lineage: Eukaryota; Viridiplantae; Streptophyta; Magnoliopsida; Brassicales; Brassicaceae
Source: the annotation of a GenBank genome assembly
AUGAGGUUAGCACAACACAACAUAUGCAAUCACAUGCAUAUUGAUGCUAUAGCCUUAAGACUAACCGUACCCCAAUCAAACAAGAACAGGCGCCUAGGUGCAUUAGCCACAUUCUCUGCCCACGCCUGUGAAGGUUCACGCUCAUCCGGAAUCACACAGAAACUAGAUGAACGCCUUCACCCGGGCACUACAGUCCAUCGCGGUACCCGGUUCAUCCUUCCAUCUAUUGGCCUUACUGGCGCACCAUGCCAAUGUCUGGUUGGAUCCCAUAUCGUCAUAUGGUACCAUACUCGGCCAAGGCAGCUGACCAGGUUAUCCUCCGAGUCUUCCUCCCUUCAUGCACAGCCUCCUCGUUGCCAAUCUAACCUCUAUAGCGAGGUGCUCUCUAGCUUUGGGAAUGGAAUGGUUUGGACUUGGGGCUGGAGGAGCGUAUUUAUAGGAGUUCAGGAGGCUGCCUGGCUUCUUGGGACGUCUCCAGUCAUGCGCAGACACAUGGAGACCUAG